AAGAUUUGCCCAGUUAAUCAGUCACUGCCCCCCAGCUGGGCAAGGGGCAUUUGGUACAGCUGCUAUCUGCCUGGCCCCUUCCCCUAGGGUGGUGGUAACCAGGCACUUGCAAUGAUCUGGACGCGUCUGCCGCUGUAUGGCCCCUCCAAGCCCUCUACAGGUGGCUGGCAGCCGCUGCGCUUUGAUGGUGGGGCCUUCCAUGUCAAGGGAACCGCAGAACUGGCACGGGCUUUGCUAGUGCUUCGCCUAUGCGCCUGGCCCCCUUUGGUCACUCAUGGACUAGCGUUUCAGGCCUGGUCUCAGCGACUCCUGGGAUCCCGGCUUUCAGGCACACUUCUUCGAGCAUCUAUCUACGGGCAGUUUGUGGCCGGGGAGACAGCAGAGGAAGUGAGGAGCUGUGUCCAGCAGCUGCAGGCCCUGGGACUCCAGCCCCUGUUGGCAGUGCCCACUGAAGAGGAACCAGACUCCGCUGCCAAGACCAGUGAGGCCUGGUAUGAGGAGAACCUUAGCGCCAUGCUGCACUGUGUGGACUUAUCCCGAGCCCUCGUGGACGCCCACGGCCCAGCCAGGAACAGCCUCAUGCAGCUGAAGGUGACCGCGCUAACCAGCACUCGGCUUUGUAAAGAGCUGUCGGCUUGGAUCCAAAGACCCAGAGGCUCCUCGGAGCUGAGCCCUGAGAGGCUGGCAGAAGCCAUGGACUCGGGUCGGAACCUCCAGCUCUCCUGCCUCAGCACAGAACAGAAUCAGCACCUGCAGGCCUCCCUCAGCCGCUUGCACCGCGUGGCACAGCACGCCCGGGCGAAGUGUGUGCGGCUGCUGGUGGAUGCUGAAUACACUUUCAUUAACCCUGCACUGUCCCUGCUGGUGGCUGCCCUGGCUGUGCGCUGGAACAGCCCCGAGGAAGGUGGCCCUUGGGUGUGGAACACUUACCAGGCCUAUCUAAAGGACACUCACCAAAGGUUGGAGCAGGAUGCCGAGGCAGCACACAAGGCUGGCCUGGCGUUUGGGGUGAAGUUGGUGCGAGGUGCCUAUCUGGACAAGGAGAGAUCCAUGACACAGCUCCAAGGGAAGGAAGACUGUACCCAGCCUGACUAUGAGGCCACUAGUCGGAGUUACAGCCGCUGUCUAGAGCUGAUGCUGCGCCGCGUGUCGAACCACGGUCCCCCGUGUCACCUCAUGGUGGCUUCCCACAAUGAAGAAUCCGUACGCCAGGCAACUAAGCGCAUGUGGGAGCUGGGCAUUCCUCUGGAUGGGCCUGUCUGUUUUGGACAACUUCUGGGCAUGUGUGACCAUGUCUCCCUGGCAUUAGGGCAGGCUGGCUAUAUGGUGUACAAGUCUAUUCCCUAUGGCUGCCUGGAGGAGGUGAUUCCCUACCUGAUCCGAAGAGCCCAGGAGAACAGGAGUGUGCUGCAGGGUGCCCGCAGGGAGCAGGCACUACUCAGCCAGGAACUGUGGCGGAGGCUGCUGGGAAGGACGGCCUAAGAUGUCUCCAUCAGCACCAUCAGGGGCCAUGCGCUCAAUAAAGGUCCUGAGUCCUGGCCCUGUCUGGA
This is a messenger RNA of Mus caroli (Ryukyu mouse), 1550 nucleotides long. RefSeq names its product proline dehydrogenase 2 (gene Prodh2). Gene Ontology annotation, molecular function: FAD binding; proline dehydrogenase activity. NCBI's taxonomy places the organism in Eukaryota, Metazoa, Chordata, Mammalia, Rodentia, Muridae. Gene Ontology annotation, cellular component: mitochondrion. The record is from RefSeq and is a predicted model, not a curated record.